AUGGCGUCGUCUGCGGUCAACUUAUUGGAUUUGGCUGCCGCAUCCUUGUCAUCAGUGAUUGUGGCGGCCGAUCUGAUUCGAGAAAUGUCCACAACGGACGAAAAUGACACUGGUGUCUUGCCCAGCCACAACAAUGUGCGACUGAAGGCCGAUGGCUCUGUGGUGACUGAUGCGGAUUUUGCUGCCCAAUCCAUAAUCGUACAAUCCCUACAAUAUGUUUCCAACGACAUCCGGAUUGUGGGGGAAGAAAGUGAAGAAGAAAUGGCCAAGAAAUCCAUGACAGGAAUGGAAGACAAAAUUCAGGCAAUGUUUCACUUGGCCCAAAAAGAGAUUCAAAUGAGAUAUAAUUCCGAUGGUGAAGGAUCGUCUGAUCUACCAUUUCCAUUGGCGCAACAGAGGUUGGCGCAGAAUGAUGAUGCCACAAAUGCUGAAACCGAAGCGUCACCAUCCACGAGCCAAGAUCGAGCUCUUGAAAAACUGAAGGAUUGUGAAGUGGACCCAUCACGAGUCAGUGUAUUCAUUGAUCCUCUAGAUGGUACCAAAUGUUAUGCAGAGGGAGAAUUUGAUGCCGUUUCGAUACUGGUUGGCAUUGUGUUGGAUGGAAUGCCCUGCUUUGGUGUGAUUUGUAAACCUUUUGGGUAUGCAGGUCAUACAACAGUGAUGAACACGGAAUGUGUUGUCUUUUAUGGGGGUACGCUACUUGGAGCAGCCUAUACUGCCGGGGGCUCUACCCUACGAUAUAGUUUGGAGGGCAAACUUCCGGAAGACUUGCCACGAGCUGUAAUCUCAGGUUCCAAGGCCAAGGGGAUCAUUAAGGAAUUUGUGGCACAUUUGGGGAACAAGGGAAUAGUUCAAUCAGAACCCUUACUUGUCAGUGGGGCAGGGGAAAAGUCGUUGAGAAUGAUAAUACGAUCACAUAAAGAAGGGCUUUGGUUUUAUCCAAAAGCUGGGACCUCAUUGUGGGAUGUGGCAGCCUCGGAUGCCAUUCUAAGAAUAUUAGGAGGCAAGCUAACGGACAAGAACGGAAAGAAUAUGGAUUACAGCCGGUCGCAAGCGGAGGCAUUGAAUAGAAAUGGAGUUGUAGCCUGCUACGACGCAACGUUACAUGCCGAAUGCAUUCGAUUGUUUACGGAAGGAUCUUGGGAGGCUACUGAAUAG
Messenger RNA from Cylindrotheca closterium, 1158 nucleotides. The record is from the annotation of a GenBank genome assembly. Lineage: Eukaryota; Bacillariophyta; Bacillariophyceae; Bacillariales; Bacillariaceae.